Hibiscus syriacus is the source of this 1749-nucleotide messenger RNA. Its product is annotated as acyl-coenzyme A thioesterase 9, mitochondrial-like. The record is from RefSeq and is a predicted model, not a curated record. The coding region runs from base 151 to 1725 and encodes 524 amino acids. Gene Ontology annotation, biological process: acyl-CoA metabolic process. Lineage: Eukaryota; Viridiplantae; Streptophyta; Magnoliopsida; Malvales; Malvaceae. The transcript is spliced from 5 exons. Gene Ontology annotation, molecular function: fatty acyl-CoA hydrolase activity.
CUCCUGAAUAGGAAAGCUUUUGCAAUGUAACGAAUGGAAACUCGACACGACGAUUAACUCAGAAACUAUCCUCCACUUUUACAGUUUCCUUCAAACCUUAUGAUGGAGUUUAACAGCGCUUAACUUCUCUCUGAAUCAGAAUCUGAAAACAUGAACCCUUUGAGAAGGCCACUUUCUCACCCUUUCUUCAGAUUCAACAACUCCAGAUCCUCGAUGAAAAUUACUUGUCGAACCAAUGAAGCAUUCACUUCCCAGAGUCCCAUUUUUAAUUUCAAGCUUUCUGGUUCAGCCAUGCCGGUUUUCACCGCCAAUUCAUCUUCGUUAUCAAGGUUUAAUACCCACUUCCCAAAUUCACCGAAACAACCAAAUCCCACUUCCGAGGCUCGAACUUCUCCACUGAUCAGGACCUUUUGUGUUAAAAAGACUGGAGUUUCUUCUUCAAAUGAUAUCCCUGUUGUUUCCACUGUUAGUGGACCGAAUCAAGGCUCUCGGCCUAUUGAUGCAGGGUCUUCAAUGAGGAAACCAAUCAGUUUAUGGCCCGGAAUGUACCAUUCUCCUGUAACGAAUGCCUUAUGGGAAGCUAGAUCAAGCAUGUUUGAGAAAAGUUUUGAUGGAGCUCAAGAUUCACAAACUGAAUUAGUUGCAAAACCCCCUUCAAAGAGCAGGACUAGUAUUGCUUAUAAGUUUUCUUCUGAUUAUAUACUCAGGGAGCAGUAUAGGAACCCUUGGGAUGAGAUGAGGAUGGGGAAAUUGCUUGAGGAUCUUGAUGCUCUCGCUGGAACCAUCUCAUAUAGGCAUUGUCGGAAUGAUGAUGGUGCAACAAGGCCUAUAUUGUUGGUUACAGCUUCUGUUGACAGGAUGGUUCUAAAAAAACCGAUCCGUGUUGACUUCGAUUUGGAAAUCUCCGGGGCUGUUACAUGGGUUGGGAGGUCAUCAAUGGAGAUUCAGCUGGAAGUAACUCAAUCCACACCAGAUUCUCCAGAUCCUUCGGAUUCUGUUGCUCUUGUGGCAAACUUUACCUUCGUUGCUCGUGAGUCCAAGACUGGAAAAUCAGCUCCGCUUAACCAGAUAUUGCCCGAAACUGAACACGAAAAAUUUCUAUGGAAAGAAGCAGAAGAGAGGAACAAAAUGAGAAAGCAGAAUAGAGCAGCACAAAAGAAGGAUGUUGAUAAUAGAGAUGAUGAGCGGCUUAACGCACUGUUGGCUGAAGGGCGAGUUUUCUGCGACAUGCCAGCAUUGGCAGACAGAGAUAGCAUUCUUAUAAGAGAUACUUGUCAUGAAAAUUCAUUGAUGUGCCAACCACAACAAAGGAAUAUUCAUGGUCGGAUAUUCGGAGGUUUUUUGAUGCGGAAAGCAUCUGAACUGGCCUUCUCGACUGCUUAUGCCUUCGCUGGUGCUGCACCUUGUUUUUUGGAAGUUGAUCAUGUUGACUUCUUUAAACCUGUGGAUGUUGGAAAUUUCCUCCGUUUCAAGUCUUGUGUUUUAUAUACAGAACUUGAGAACCCUAUGAAACCUAUGAUAAAUGUGGAAGUUGUAGCUCAUGUCACAAGGCCUGAGCUAAGGUGUAGUGAGGUAUCCAACAAAUUCUACUUCACAUUUACUGUCCGGCCCGAGGCCAUGAAAGAGGGAUUGAGGAUUCGGAAUGUUGUUCCGGCUACUGAAGAGGAAGCUCGACGGGUGCUUGAACGUAUGGAUGCUGAGAGGUCCCAAGAGGCAUACUUAUGAAGACUCCUUGUUAACAUGAAAGAA